AUGUUUAUUGGUGGACUCAACUGGGAUACCACGGAACAAGGAUUAGUGGAGUAUUUUUCCAAAUUUGGAGAGGUCGUUGACCAUACUAUUAUGAGAGAUAGUGCUACCGGAAAAUCUCGUGGAUUUGGAUUUCUUACUUUCAAGGAUACCAAAUCUGUGGAUGCGGUGAUCCAGGGAGACCAUGUUUUGGACGGCAAGUUGAUCGAUCCCAAGCGUGCCAUUGCUCGUGAAGAACAGGACAAGGUAGGUAAAAUAUUCGUAGGAGGUAUUGAUCCCAUGGUAAACGAAAAGGAGUUCCAUGACUUCUUUUCUCAAUUCGGUAGCAUUAUCGAUGCUCAGUUGAUGAUUGACAAGGAUACGGGACGGUCUCGUGGAUUUGGAUUUAUUACUUUCGAUUCGCCAGAAGCUGUUGAUAGGGUAACUGUAAACAAGUUUUUAACUCUUAAAGGCAAAUCUAUGGAAGUCAAACGUGCAGAGCCUAGGGGUGCUCACCAUGGUGGUCUGCAACAACAAGGUUAUGGUUAUAAUCCUUACAAUCAAUAUGGUGGAGGUGCCGGUGGUGGAGCUGCUCCAUAUGGUCAAUACAACCAAGGAGUCAAUGGAAUGAAUGCCGAUAUGAUGCAAUACUGGCAACAAAUGCAACAGUGGUAUAUGUAUCAGCAGCAGCAACAACAACUGCUGCAGCAAGAUUAUCAAGAGAAUCCUGACCAGCAGCCUUUGAAUCCUCAACAGCAGGGUGAAAAUGAGUCUGCUCCAACUCGGUCAGAGAGCAACUCUACACCUCCAGAUGUGCAAAAGAGAUUACCUAGAGGACCUCGUAGGGCCCCUCCUUCUGGACCGUCUGGGGGACAUCGUGGAAGAGGUGGAUACAGAGGCCGUGAUCGUGGGUACCACCCAUAUAGUCGUGGAGGAAGAAGGUGA
This is a messenger RNA of Meyerozyma guilliermondii ATCC 6260, 921 nucleotides long. RefSeq lists its product as uncharacterized. The record is from RefSeq and is a predicted model, not a curated record. Gene Ontology annotation, molecular function: RNA binding. NCBI's taxonomy places the organism in Eukaryota, Fungi, Ascomycota, Pichiomycetes, Serinales, Debaryomycetaceae. The transcript has a single exon. Bases 1 to 921 code for a protein of 306 amino acids.